Messenger RNA from Anisakis simplex (herring worm), 246 nucleotides. NCBI's taxonomy places the organism in Eukaryota, Metazoa, Nematoda, Chromadorea, Rhabditida, Anisakidae. The record is from the annotation of a GenBank genome assembly.
GUUUCCGAUCGAGUGCUGAAAGCAAUCCGUGCAUGGGAUCGUUUCCCGCAAGACCGUAAUGACUUGUUAACAUUGGAUGCGAACUUCUUCCAAGAUUUGGGCCUUGAUUCGCUGGAUCACGUAGAGAUUGUAAUGUCGUUGGAGGAUGAGUUCGGCUUUGAAAUCGAGGAUAAAGAGGCGGAAAAAUUGAAAACACCGCGAGAUGUGGUGAAAUACAUUUGUGAACGUGAGGAUGUAUAUGAAUGA